AUGUUUCCGUUCACGUACACAAAGCCUAAGUACGACAAGCUCACUAGUGAUGCCGAUUCCGAGCGGAACGAUGUCCUCUUGGAUGCGAGCCCUCAGGACUUUCCACGAUUUUGGCGAUUUGGAGUGACAUUUACCCUAGUGGUCUCAAACUUCUUUUCAGCUUUACUUAUCAUUGCGAUAUUGAUCCGUCAUGAGGACCACGCGGAAAAGGGGUUCGAGAUGGGUUAUCAUUCUGACUUCGGACCGGCGCGAGAGCAUAUUGAGCUUCAACAGGUCAUAUUCACAGGAUCCUCAUCAUUUACUUAUGCGGGUGUUGAAUUCCAGCACCACCCACCUAAGGUCCGAUAUGUUGGCGAGCCAAGCCCAGAGAUUGACAAGGCCUGGGAGGAUUUGACCUCCGGGGGCAUCUUUCUAGCAACCGAGGAGGAAAUCAACUCUCAGUGGCCGGGUGAAUAUAGUGAGUUGUGGGACAAAGAUAAAGGGGGUUAUAUGAUCAGUCUUGAUGUUUAUCGGACACUGGACUGUCUGAACUUGUUACGCCGCGCUUUGUCUCAAGAAUACUACAGUCACACCGAUGAAGAAGACACCAAAUCAAAAGCCAAUCACUGCAUCGAGAGAAUCCGCCAAUCUAUUAUGUGUGCAGCCGACCUGACACCAAGUCCUUCGCGAUAUAAUCCAGGCUUAGGCCAUAACUACAUCGAUGAAGACUACUCCCACACCUGUCGAAACUUUGAUCGUUUGGACCGCUGGGCAAAAGAGAGGGCUAUGGGACGAUUAGCUGUCAAGCCUGUAGGGAAUGAGUGA
This is a messenger RNA of Penicillium pulvis, 804 nucleotides long. RefSeq names its product oxidase ustYa family protein. The coding region runs from base 1 to 804 and encodes 267 amino acids. The record is from RefSeq and is a predicted model, not a curated record. Gene Ontology annotation, biological process: mycotoxin biosynthetic process. Lineage: Eukaryota; Fungi; Ascomycota; Eurotiomycetes; Eurotiales; Aspergillaceae. The transcript is spliced from 6 exons.